AUGCAAAACACUAAAGUCGUGAAGGGUCGUUACUCUACCUACCAACUAAAGGAGGUCUUGGGCUACGGCGGCAGUGCAACAGUCUACCUUGGCGUUGACAUUGUAACGGAUCAGCUUGUAGCCGUCAAAAAGAUGACCGCGUCCGAUAACGCCACAGUACAGCGCUGGCGGGCUGAAGUGGAGACCCUGAUCGCCUUACGGGAUGACGCACGUGCACAGUCCUAUGUCAUUCGGUACCUAGAUCAUAUGCAGUCCAAUAAAACCAUCUUCAUUGUGGAGGAGUACGCAUCGAAGGGCUCCCUCCUGGCACAACUACAGAGCCGAGGACAUGGGUUCGAGGAGUGGGAUGCGGCACGGCUGAUGUAUCAGAUUGUGGCAGCCCUGGCAUAUAUUCAUAGCAGGAAUAGCAUUCAUCGCGACAUCAAAUGCGCUAAUGUGCUUGUCUGUGAUAACGACGAGGUGAAGCUUUCGGAUUUUGGGUUCGCAGGGCCUAGCGUCGCUACGUUACCAGAGGGGGGGCACGACGCGGUCGGCUCUGUGUAUUGGAUGUCCCCAGAAAUGGCGCGUGGUGAGUCUUUAGAUCCAAGUAGUGAUGUGUGGUCUCUCGGAUGUUUGUGUGUGGAGUUACUCACUGGGAAGCCGCCCUUCGCAGAUCGACCGCCUGCGAAUGCCCUUCAUCAUAUCAUGACAUGUCAAACACCGCCUUUACCCUCGCUGCCGUUAUCUGAGGACUGCUUAGAGGUUUUGAAAGCGUGCUUUGUGAUCGACCCCCAUGCGCGGCCUACGGCAGUGGGUUUGCUUGAGUAUCGUUGGUUCAUGGAUGCAAAAGUUAGUGCCUGGUUAGACCGAGCGGUCACAGAGAAGGAAAAUUGGCAAAGAGAGUCCCCUCCUUCCGAAGACAGGGUGCGCGGGGUGGCACAUAAGGAAAAAGCUAAAACCUUUUUUGGCCGCACAGACGAGGUCAGACUGGGCGAAUGGGUUGAAAACUGUCUUUUCUCCAUAUCUGCGACGCAGUGUGUGCGAUGGUUGCGUGGAGGCAACCUUGGCAAGGUGAUCAGCAUUCUAGAAUUUAUCACAGCAGAUGAGGCCUACUCCAUCCUCCGCAGCUUCGCAUUCGCGGCGGAACGCGAGAAAGCAGACGAGAGCCUUUUCCUUGACACUCUAGGCUCGACCACGCUAUGGGACUACAGGUAUAAAACAUUAACUAAGGAUACACCGGAUCAUCUGGCAACAAUUUUCUCGUGCUGCUGCGACAAGCAGGAUCCGGUAGUUCCCCACUUUGCACCGUCGCAUCCGGGUGCUGUGCAUUUUGUUUUGCACUGCGAACAUGCGUCCAUCGAGGAGCGCUGUAUCGAGGCGAUGUGUCGUCUCUACGUAGGCGACGAUUCGUAUCCCAUAUCCUCAUCCCAGCAGCACGAAGGACGUGGGGGAAGGCAAAAGGACGAGGAGGGGGAGCCGUGGAGAGGGGAGACCGGGCCCAUGGGAGGGUCUGCCAAAAGUCUCCCCGACGUGUGCGCCGGUAACCCGGAGCUUCAAGCGAAACGACAGCAGCAGGCCCGUCGUCGCAGGUGUGCCCAACAGCGCCUUAUCGCCGACGGUGGCUUUUCGAUAAUACGCCGCAAAGUCGUGGAGGUGUGUCAGCGGGCGAUCCUGUCGAAGGAGGCCCAAGACGACGUCCCGGCGAGGGAGUGGGGCAUCGUGGACCGGCUCUGUCAGAUCCUCUGGGAGACCGCGAGACAGACCGAGGCCGGGGAGGACCACCUGUGGGGCCUCACCUCGGCCGCGGUGGAUACGGAAAAGAAAACCGCCUCGACGACGGCGGCGGCAGCAGGUGGCAACUCGGAGGCCAGUACGGCGGCGAGGGACGGCGAGGACGCUAGCGGAGAGCACGACAACACCUCAAAGGAGAAGUUUGGAGGGGCUGCCGCGCCUACGGUGCAGUGGUAUCUAUCGCUACAGGAAGCCAAUCGUCAUGGCUGUCAACACGCGAUUCACAUGCUAUUAGCCCUCCUUCGUCAUCUUGUUCAACACCAUCACGACUACCUCAAGGUCGCGGGACGAAGUUUAGCAGGGGGGCUUCUCACUGUUUGGCAUCAGAAAGACGUCCCACGGAGCCUCCGGCUUGAGGCGCUGUCAUUUCUGCCUACCCUUCAGCAGGUCUCCCCGCGUGCUUCAGAGUUUUUGCGGGACGGCAAGGGUUGUGUGCCGGUGCUAGCGUACGCCAUCAAGAGGUGCUCACUUGAUGAAGGCGAGAGUGAAUGUCUAGAAGGGAUUCUAAGAUGUGUGAUUCGACUCUGCACAGACAAGCGAAUGGCGGUUGAGUGUGCUAAUAACCCCCUCAGCUUUAUCGCGGUGGGGCACGCAGUGCGGGUCGCUAUGACAUGCCCCAAUCUUCGUCAGCGCGCCUUGCUGGCAUCCCUUGCUGUGCAGCAGCUCCAUACCCUCUGCCGUUUGAACCCUGUGUUAGCUAAAACAUCCGUCGAAGUGGCUGCACAGACUGCCUUGCAUUGCCUUGCACAAGAAGGUGCGAAGUGGGGCAUAGAAACCACUUCCAACGUCGCAACGGAGUUGCUGUGCUAUAUAGAAGGUAGUGUCACUGAAUAG
Phytomonas sp. EM1 is the source of this 2604-nucleotide messenger RNA. The record is from the annotation of a GenBank genome assembly. Lineage: Eukaryota; Euglenozoa; Kinetoplastea; Trypanosomatida; Trypanosomatidae.